Messenger RNA from Microthlaspi erraticum, 321 nucleotides. Lineage: Eukaryota; Viridiplantae; Streptophyta; Magnoliopsida; Brassicales; Brassicaceae. The record is from the annotation of a GenBank genome assembly.
AUGAGUUUCGAAUUUCUUCUCCUUCUCCGCCGGCUCCUUCUCUGCGAAAUCCGCCGGCGGAGGAGAGGCGAAAUCCGAGCCGUCGAUAGGAGCGGCGUAGAUUCUGAGAGCGAUGUCUCCUUUGAUGUGAGAGAAAAGACCUCGCUUGUCGAGCGGGUAUCUCUGGACUCCGGCUUCGGAUUCCGACAACGGAACAGAGGCGCCGGCGAUUUUGACGCGGCCGAGGAACUUCCCGGGCUGAUUAUCGCGGCGGUCAUCGUAAACGGUGACGUCGAUAGUCUUGUGAGUCAAACGUCUGAAGUCACCGACGUUGAAAACUAA